Messenger RNA from Meyerozyma guilliermondii ATCC 6260, 573 nucleotides. Its product is annotated as thiosulfate sulfurtransferase. The record is from RefSeq and is a predicted model, not a curated record. Lineage: Eukaryota; Fungi; Ascomycota; Pichiomycetes; Serinales; Debaryomycetaceae. Gene Ontology annotation, cellular component: mitochondrion. Gene Ontology annotation, molecular function: thiosulfate-cyanide sulfurtransferase activity. The transcript has a single exon. The coding region runs from base 1 to 573 and encodes 190 amino acids.
AUGCUUGCACACAUGAGAACGAUGCGUGCCGCCCGGCCUCUUUUGAGGGUCCAGGUCGCUGGUUUCCACGUUCUGGGUGCCCAAGCAUCAUUCAAGCUGCUUUCAAGUAGCCAUAACUCGCUUCUGCUUUCUAGAGCAUUGACCGGCGGUUUGAAGGCGAAUUCAAUCCGGCCAUCGGCGAUCAGAUUGUACAGUGUUAUAUCCGAGGACCACAAGGCCAAGUUGUACGAGUACAAAGAUGUCAAGAAAAUCGUUUCGGAGAAAGACAAAUACCCCAAUACUCUCGUUGUGGAUGUCAGAGAACCGGUGGAAUACAAGGAGGGAAGUAUACCCGGCGCCAUUAAUGUGCCAUUCAAGUCAUCUCCCGGGGCCUUGGGGUUGAGUCCUGAGGAGUUUGAAGAAAACUUUGGCUUUGAAAAGCCUUCCAAGGACAAAGAAUUGAUCUUUUACUGCUUGGCAGGUGUAAGGUCGACGGCCGCCGAAGAGUUGGCCAACACUUUUGGUUAUAAACAUAGAGGAAACUACGUGGGUUCGUAUGAAGACUGGGUGUCGCACGAGAACCAGCGCAGCUAA